Messenger RNA from Protopterus annectens (West African lungfish), 1200 nucleotides. RefSeq names its product dynein heavy chain-like. Lineage: Eukaryota; Metazoa; Chordata; Ceratodontiformes; Protopteridae. The transcript has a single exon. The record is from RefSeq and is a predicted model, not a curated record. The coding region runs from base 1 to 1200 and encodes 399 amino acids.
AUGAGUGUACACAUGAUGCAGCACUUCCAUGGUAUGGGUGUACACAUGAUGCAGCACUUUGGUGGUAUGAGUGUACACAUGAUGCAGCACUUCAGUGGUAUAGGUGUACACAUGAUGCAGCACUUUGGUGGUAUUGGUGUACGCAUGAUGCAGCACUUCAGUACUAUGAGUGUACACAUGAUGCAGAACUUUGUUGGUAUGGAUUUACACAUGAUGCAGAACUUUGAUGGUAUGGGUGUACACAUAAUGCAGCACUUCGGCAGUAUGAGUGUACACAUGAUGCAGCAGUUCAGUGGUAUGGAUGUAGACAUGAUACAGCACUUUGGCAGUAUAUGUGUACACAAAAUGCAGCACUUUGGUGGUAUGGGUAUACACAUGAUGCAGCACUUUGCUGGUAUGAGUGUACACAUGAUGCUGCACUUCAGCGGUAUGGGUGUACAUAUGAUGCAGCACUUCGGUGGUUUGAUUGUACCAAUGAUGCAGCACUUUGGCAGUAUGUGUGUACACAUGAUGCAGCACUUCAGUGGUAUGGGUGUACACAUGAUGCAGCACUUCAGCGGUAUGGGUGUACAUAUUAUGCAGCACUUCAGUGGUUUGAGUGUACACAUGAUGCAGCACUUUGCUGGUAUGGGUGUACACAUGAUGCAGCCCUUCGGUGGUAUGGGUUUACACAUGAUGCAGCCCUUUGGUGGUACAAGUGAAAACAUGAUGCAGCACUUUGGUGAUAUGGGUGUACACAUGACGCAGCAUUUUGAUGGUAUGAGUGUACACAUGACACCGCAUUUUGAUGGUAUGAGUGUACACAUUAUGCAGCAUUUCAGUGGUGUGUGUAUACACAUGAUGCAGCACUUCAGUGGAAUGAGUAUAUACAUGAUGCAGCACUUUGGUGGUAUGGGUGUACACAUCAUGCAUCACUUUGGUAGUAUGGGUGUACACAUCAUGCAGUAUUUAGGUGGUAUGGGUGUACACAUGCUUCACCACUUUGGUGGUGUGAGUGUACACAUGAUGCAGCACUUCAGUGGUAUGGGUGUACACAUGAUGCAGCACAUUGGUAUGAGUGCACAUAUGUUGCAGCACUUUGGUGGUAUGAAUCUACACAUGAAGCAGCACUUUGGUGGUAUGGGUGUGCACAUGAUACAGCACUUUGGUGGUAGUGGUGUACACAUGAUGCAGCACUUUGGUGGCAUGAGUGUGCAAUGA